Molecule: messenger RNA, 381 nt
Organism: Dentiscutata heterogama
Lineage: Eukaryota; Fungi; Glomeromycota; Glomeromycetes; Diversisporales; Gigasporaceae
Source: the annotation of a GenBank genome assembly
AUGCAAGAGAUUGCUGAUUUUCUUGGUUUAGAUUUCGACCUUUUCCCUGUUGUCUCCAGAUUUGAUAGAAAAUUACUCAACAAAUAUAAUCUUGCCGAUGAUAUAGAUAUUGAAUUUGAAAUCUCCAAAAUAAAAGGAGAAAUUUUAACGGAAAGUGACGAAUUUAAACUAAUUAAAUCUACUUAUCCAAUCAAUACGCAUGGUAGAGUUAAUAAUGGACUCAUCAAAUCAUAUAGCAUUGAUCGAACAACUAUGAUACAAUGGAUAACGAACGAUAAUUCAUCAGAUAUUCCCGAAAGUGCACUCCCAUUUGAACGUCAAGAAUUAUUAAAUUCCACUAGGAGGAUUCUCGGACAUAAACAGGAGUGGGAUUAUAAUUAA